CGCGAGUUUAAACCUAUGACACGCAGGAGGCUCACGAAGGCAUUCGGAACACGCCGCGGGUCUUUGCAACUUCGACUGUGGCCCCAGAAACCUGGUGGUUCAUGCCUGCCGCAGUCUCCAAAAGCCACAUUUUACGUCAGCAGCAUGUUCUUUUCGCUCUCGCAGAAGCUCUCCAAGGGCAACACAAUGGCCAUCACCAUUCCUACCAUUAUUGGCGUGGCAUACGGCACCUUUGCCUUCUUCCGCUACACUGGCCCGGAUCUCGGUGGCGCUGUGGCUGGCGAGCCCAAGACCACUUCCGCUGAGUGGCAGGCUGCCUCUGUGGAGUACGGUAAGGCCCAGAAGGCCAACCCAAUCCGCCACUUCAAGGACUAAGGACGGAUCAGCAGUCGAGCCGUGUGCGAGGGCUCGGCCCUCCUCCUCCUGAAAUUAUUGGCCGCGGCGGGGUGGAGCGAGUGGCUGACGACGGGGAGGCAGGCAGCCGACCUAAAGCAGAUGACCCUGUGCUCCUUUCGUCUUCCGCACGUCAACACUCAUGAAUAAAAAAGCACAAGGAAAAAAGCUCCCCGCGGAAGCAGCUCUCUCGGUAUUAUGAAUUGUUCCCGUUGAGGCUCUCACGUGCAGUUCGCCACGAUCAACCCUGCACACUUACAGUAGCAGAAGUGAUUCCACAGUAGAUCAAUCCGUUCUGUUCCAGAUUCUUCAUGCUGCCGGUACUCCUUGUUGCUGCUUGCAGGUGUAGGUGAGCACCUAAUCGUGUCAGACGACACUACUACUACAGAACUGUUUUGGUCGUCUCACGUACCAGCUCUGCAACCUGAGUCUUGCGCUUCGCCUCAGCGGCGUCCCAGCCGUCCAUAGCUCGCUGUCGUAGCCUUUUCUCCGCUUCAUCCUCGUCCUUAAGCUGCUGUUCGUCGUCAUCAUCCCGGAAUCCAUAGUAAUCUGGUUUGAUGUGCUUGUACAUAUGCUGGCGAGUGCGUUUUCGAGGCUCGACG
Molecule: messenger RNA, 995 nt
Organism: Phytophthora infestans T30-4
Lineage: Eukaryota; Oomycota; Peronosporomycetes; Peronosporales; Peronosporaceae
Exons: 2
Coding region: 16-375 (119 amino acids)
Source: RefSeq, a predicted model, not a curated record